UGGAUUUAAUGCUGAUGGUUCCCUCUGCCCAGACUAUGUGAGUGGUGGAGAGCUGUUCACCCACUUGUACCAGCGAGACCACUUCAGUGAAGCAGACGUACGGAUCUACAUUGGUGAAAUUGUUCUUGCCCUGGAACAUUUACACAAGUUAGGGAUCGUGUACAGAGAUGUCAAGCUGGAGAACAUCCUAUUGGACAGCGAGGGACAUGUGGUCCUUACUGACUUCGGGCUGAGCAAAGAGUUCCUCACAGACGAGGUGAGCUGUGCAGAAGGAUCCUGGGAGUUCAGCAGGUCAGCCAACUGA
Molecule: messenger RNA, 304 nt
Organism: Chiloscyllium plagiosum (whitespotted bambooshark)
Lineage: Eukaryota; Metazoa; Chordata; Chondrichthyes; Orectolobiformes; Hemiscylliidae
Source: RefSeq, a predicted model, not a curated record